AUUUAUCUUGGUGUUGAUGAGGCUUGUGUUUACCCUUGAGGCUGCCAGUGUUGGCCCUGACACCACCGGUGGAGGAGUACGUGUGGCACUCUCAUAUAUCCUGUACUACAGCCCAGUACACUGACAAGUAUACGCUAAAAUGUACUCCAUUAGAAGUUAUUUAAGGUCACCUGUACAGGUGUCUUUACGGUCUUUGUAUACGAGUGUGGCUACUUACACCUCAGCACCGCCACAAGACCCACCAGGGCAGAAGGACCAGCAACAGGAAGAGCCAGUAGAGGAGUGGAAGCAGAAGGGACGGAUCAACGACAAAAAGCCCAUUAAAGUUAACCUGGUGGGAGGGAAGAGGUACCUCUGGUGCGCUUGUGGAUACAGCAAGAACCAGCCCUUUUGUGAUGGGACUCACCUCUGGAGCAGAUUCCGGCUGAAGAUUAAACAGUCGCCGAAGCUCUUCAAGGCACCGAAGGACGGACCUGCCUCUCUCUGUUUGUGUAAACAGACCAAUAAUCCUCCCUAUUGUGACGGCAUUCACCGCAGGAAGGAAAUACAAGACGCAGUCAUAACUGAACCUUGAGGUCUCUCCCAUGCUUGAAUAGGUGCUUUGCUUAGGUGUAUAUUGUCAGGAAAAUUAGCAGGAAGGUUAAAACGUGUGCCAUAGUUAGGCUACGGGUAUAUUCGGGGAAUAACAUGGUUAAUCUGGAAUAUCCAAUUCUAGACUAAAGUGAAUUUAAGAGUUAUUGUUAAUCUAUUUAAAUUUUUACAUUAACAAAAUAAAUGCAUUUCUACUGUACAGUAUACAUGUUACUUAACCCUAGGCAUAAUGUAAAUUGUACAACUAUACAUGUAUACUGUAAUUGUAUAUACUUCACUGUAUUUGCAUUAAAUUGUAAAUAAUUAAUACAGUACAGUAUAAUAAAUUUAUGCAUUCUAAAUACAGUAGUGCAGUGAGAUGAUGUAUCACAUUCUGUUGUAAUACAGAACUGGUCUUAGUCUUUACCUGUGGUGCAGUAGAAUGGACAUAGCCAACAUAAAACCAAAUAAAACUGCAAUAUUU
Messenger RNA from Procambarus clarkii (red swamp crayfish), 1054 nucleotides. Its product is annotated as CDGSH iron-sulfur domain-containing protein 3, mitochondrial. Gene Ontology annotation, cellular component: mitochondrion. The record is from RefSeq and is a predicted model, not a curated record. Lineage: Eukaryota; Metazoa; Arthropoda; Malacostraca; Decapoda; Cambaridae. Gene Ontology annotation, molecular function: 2 iron, 2 sulfur cluster binding.